Solanum stenotomum is the source of this 1606-nucleotide messenger RNA. RefSeq lists its product as uncharacterized. The transcript has 3 exons. The record is from RefSeq and is a predicted model, not a curated record. Lineage: Eukaryota; Viridiplantae; Streptophyta; Magnoliopsida; Solanales; Solanaceae. Bases 98 to 1606 code for a protein of 502 amino acids.
AAUUAAUCGGGCAAAACAACAUUUGAUUGGAAAUUUUAGGAAUGCAGCUAAGUGUAAAAAAUGCCCAGAGGAGGUUAGAGAGGAACUGAAAAAUUACAUGGAGGAGAAAAAAAUAAGAAAGGAAGUCUAUACUAACGAGUUUCCCGAAUUUGAUGAGUUUGAAUAUCAAGACAAUGUUGGUGGAGAAGAUGAAGUCCAAGAGAUCAAUCAUAAGAAAAGAGGCGGAGGAAGCUUUCCUAGUGGCUCUAAUAAGAAACUGGCCAAAGGAAAGGGACCUAUGGAUAUGUUUCUACAAAAGCGUGGAACACUUAGGCAAACAAAUAUCAAAGACUCGUGUGAUAAAGAAGCAAGAGCAAUGACGAUUCAAAAAGUAGCUCGCUUCUUUUAUGAUAAUGGGAUCCCAUUCAAUGUAGCUCGCUCAAAAAGUUUUAAGGAAGCAAUUGAGGCUGUAGGAAGGUAUGGUCCAAACUUGAAGCCUCCAAGCUACCAUGAAUUAAGAGUUCCAUUACUUAGGAAGGAAGUUGAGUUGACUAAUGAGACUAUAAACAGACAUAGAGAAGAAUGGGUGAAGCAUGGAACCUCCAUUAUGGCAGAUGGUUGGACAGAUAAAAAACAGAGAACUUUGAUAAACUUUUUGGUGAAUUCUCCACAUGGAACAGUGUUCAUUGAGUCGAUAGAUGCUUCCUCACUUGUUAAGACCGGAGAGAAGUUAUGUGAAUUGCUAGAUAGAUAUGUGGAACGCGUUGGAGAACAGAAUGUGGUUCAAAUUGUAAGUGAUAAUGGUAGCAACUUUGUGUUGGCUGGUCAACUGUUACAGAGAAAAAGACCACACAUAUUUUGGACGCCAUGUGCAGCUCAUUGUAUAGAUCUUAUGUUAGAAGACAUAGGGAAGAUUCCUAUCAUCAAGAAGACCCUCCAAAAAGCAAUUGCCCUUGUCGGUUUCAUUUAUGGACACUCAGGAGUCUUAAAUAUGAUGAGAGAUUUCACUAAAAAUAAAGAGUUAGUGAAAUGUGGAAUUACUCGAUUUGCAACGAGUUUUCUGACUUUGCAACGGUUGCAUUGUCAAAAAACAAAUCUGCGAGCAAUGUUUACAUCUGACAAAUGGGUGAUUAGUAGGUGGGCUAAGUUACCAAGGGGGAAAAGUGCAACACAUAUUGUCUUGACGGCAACAUUCUGGAGUCAGGUUUCUAAUAUUUUGAAGAUAAUGGGGCCUCUUGUUAAAGUGUUGCGAUUAGCUGAUAAUGAGAAAAAACCUGCCAUGGGGUACAUUUAUGAAGCCGUGGAUAGAGCUAAGGAGGCUAUUGCAAAGGCAUUUGAAGGGAAUGCUGCAAAAUAUAAAGAUAUCUUUAAGAUUAUUGAUGAAAGAUGGCAAUGCCAAUUGCAUCAUCCAUUACAUGCUGCUGGACAUUAUUUAAAUCCAGAGUUCUUCUUUCAAAAUCCAGGUAUUGAGAAUUGUCAAGAAGUAACAGAUGGGUUGUAUGCUUGUAUUGAAAAAUUGGUUCCAACGGAGAAAUCUGAGUUGUCAGCUGUUUCACCUAAUCGGGUCAGAAGGUUGAUGUUGCAUUCUCGAUUGAGAAAUCAAGUGAUUGCUACUAUGAACGCUUGA